This is a messenger RNA of Corapipo altera (White-ruffed manakin), 3603 nucleotides long. It is a transcript of the gene ODAD2, whose product is annotated as armadillo repeat containing 4. The transcript is spliced from 20 exons. Bases 315 to 3461 code for a protein of 1048 amino acids. The record is from RefSeq and is a predicted model, not a curated record. Gene Ontology annotation, molecular function: protein binding. NCBI's taxonomy places the organism in Eukaryota, Metazoa, Chordata, Aves, Passeriformes, Pipridae.
UCCCUUUAACCUCUGGUGCGAAGUAACUCUAGUUACUACAUUAUUUAAUUCCGCACCAAAAAACCAUAUAAGCCUGCUUUAUUAUUUUAAAUACUGCUCCUCUUCCCGUCCGAGAGGGAACGUCCGCCGGGGCCGCGGCUCUUGCCGCUGUCCCGGUGACGCCGGCCCGUCCCCACGGCAACGCCGCCGGCCAUGGCGGGGCGCGGCCACGUCCGCCCGGGCCGAGCGGCAUUUACCAUUUGAGAGCUCAGUUUUGCCAUUCUCUGGUGGUGUCUCUUUGCCAAGGUGGACUCCUGUGAUAAGUGUCCAAGACCAUGGGAGCGGCAUUGGAGAGGGCGGCUCAGUGGACUGCUGCUGGCUCUGGAACCGGCACGCUCGAAAUCACCCCUUUGAACGAAUCUCUUUUAAAUCAGAUUAUUAAGUUUGCAGAGGAAUUCAGCACUAAACAUCCCGAGGAAGCAGCGUUUGUCUUCAGAGAGCCCCUUGAGUGGAAAACUCAGUUGGACUCUUCAGUAUUUGGAAAGGGUUAUGUGAUCAAUGAAGCAGCUGUUCAGUCUGAAGCCACAAGCAGAGAUGGCCAGCCAUUGCUUCUUCUCUCGGCAUCAACUCUCAGAGUUCGCAGUUUUGACCAGCUGUCCCGUUUGCUACAAAUUGCUAUGGAAAAAAAGUUAAAGGAAACACAAGCAUGCCUCGAAGCUAACAGAGAUCCUAUAGUGAAAAUUCUUGGCCCUGAAUAUGCGACUGUUGAAGGAGAAGAUACGUCCAUCUUGCAUUUAUUUGACAAAGUGAAAAGAGGUUAUGACCCUGAAACAGAGACGAAAAUGAAAAUCAUUCUUCUUCUUCAUCAGCUGGAUUUGCAACUGCUUAAUAGUUCUUUGAAACAGAUUUCACAAGGUGUUAGACUUAAUCCAGCUGCUGUAAACAGUGAAGUGAGUCUUCUCAAGAAUUUCUCUGGGAAAGGAGAAGACACAGUACUGGAAUCACUGGAAUAUACAUCAGAUUACGUGUUUGCUAAUGGAUGCCGAGCUCCUCCCUGGAGACAAGUGCAUGGAGACAUUUGUUAUUUAGUCAUCAAACCACAUGACACUGAUCCUUUGUAUAUCACUUGCAACACAGCAGGAGUGUUUUUAAAUGGGGGUCUGCUAAAGGGUAAAGAGCUUGACUAUGAAAGAAAAAGUGAUGUGUAUAAAGAUAUAGUCACAUUUUUAAGAGAGAGAUCACCUAGAUUUGUAGAAAAUAUGGCUAAACAGGAAUAUAGUUUUUUUAAAGAACCAGCAUAUGAGAAGAAUUAUCAGUACGUGGAAGGUGCUGAUGCUGAGGUUUCUGGCCAGUCCCAGAACCGUUAUGAUUCUACAGAAAAGAAAGUGAAAAGUUCUGCAGCAGGGAGAAGAUCCACUGGCAAGAAGUUACAACCAACUAUGCAGUGGAAAAAUACUGGGCUUUCUGCUUCCCAAAGACCCGAAUCUAGUGACAAGGCUUCAAAAAAAGAUACUGAAGAAGAAGGGAGAAGUAGUACUGUAUCUUCAAAAAUGAAAAAGAAAUCCAGUGCCAGUCCUAAAUCUCUUAAAAUUAAUCGAGCCCCAGGAAGUAAAACAUCAAGCAGUUUAGAAGAUGUUAGUGACAGUUCCUCAGAUGCUGAGGAGGAUGAACAACCUAUACGUCGUCAGGAAGGAACCACUGAUUUAUCACCUGAAUACUGGGGAAUUCAGAAACUUUCAAAAUAUGUAAAGGCAGGUGAUCCAACAGCUACUGUAAUUGCGCUGUGUUCAAUGAGAGAUUUCAAUAUGGCUCAAGAAUCGUGUCAGCUGGCUUUCAAAGACACUGGAUGUCUUGAAGUGUUAAUUAAUUUACUUGAUACAGAAGAAACUAACUGUCAGACUGGUUCAUUAAAAAUCUUGAAGGAAAUUAGUCAAAAUAUACUGAUCAGACAUGCAAUUGCAGAUCUUGGGGGCUUAGAGAUCAUGGUGAAAAUACUGGACUCUCCAGAUAAAGAUCUAAAAUGUUUGGCAGCUGAAACAAUUGCUCAUGUUGCUAGAUUUAAACGAGCACGAAAGACAGUAAGGCAAUAUGGAGGAAUCAGGAAAUUGGUUGGGCUGUUGGAGUGUGUUUCAGUGGGAACAUCAUACCAAGCCAAAGAUACUGAAAUAGCACGCUGUGGCGCUUUGGCACUCUGGAGCUGCAGCAAAAGCACCAAAAAUAAGAAAGCAAUCCGUAAAGCUGGUGGCAUUCCAUUGUUAGCUACAUGGCUCAAAUGCUCAGAUGCAAACAUCUUAAUCCCAGUAGUGGGAACACUACAAGAAUGUGCCUCAGAGCCAAGUUACAGGCUUGCAAUAAAGACAGAGGGAAUGAUUGAGAACCUGGUGAAAAAUUUGAGUAGUGAACAUGAGGAGCUUCAGAUGCAUUGUGCAAGUGCCAUAUUUAAGUGUGCAGAAGAUAAACAAAUACGUGACCUGGUUAGACAACAUGGAGGUCUACAACCACUCUCUGUUCUGCUUGAUAACUCUGAAAACAAGAAACUUCUGGCAGCUGUGACAGGAGCAAUCUGGAAAUGUGCUAUCAGUAUAGAAAACGUGUCAAAAUUUCGGGAAUAUCAAACCAUAGAAACUCUGGUAGGACUGCUUACUGAUCAGCCUGAAGAAGUCCUUAUAAAUGUCGUUGGAGCACUGGGAGAAUGUUGCCAAGAGCAAAUAAAUCGAGGUACUAUCCGCAGAUGUGGUGGAAUACCACCUUUAGUGAAGUUACUAACUGCAACGGAUCAGGCACUACUUGUGAAUGUCAACAAAGCAGUAGGAGCAUGUGCAACAGAAACUGAAAAUAUGAUGAUAAUUGACAGUCUAGAUGGAGUUCGCUUGUUAUGGUCACUGUUGAAAAAUCCUAACCCAGAUGUUCAAGCAAGUGCAGCUUGGGCUCUUUGUCCUUGCGUUGAAAAUGCUAAGGAUUCUGGGGAGAUGGUUCGAUCCUUUGUUGGUGGUUUGGAACUGAUAGUCAGUCUUCUAAAAUCAAAGAAUAAAGAAGUUUUAACUAGUGUAUGUGCAGCCAUUGCAAAUAUAGCUAAAGAUGAAGAAAAUUUAGCUGUUAUGACAGAUCAUGGAGUCGUCCCUCUGUUAUCCAAACUAGCAAACACAAAUGAUAACAAAUUAAAACGUCACUUAGCAGAGGCUGUUUGCAACUGUUGCAUGUGGGGCAGCAACAGAGCUGCCUUCGGAGAGUACAAGGCUGUGGGUCCUUUAGUGCGUUACAUGAAGGCAAACGAUCCGUCAGUUCAGAGAGCUGCAGCUCUGGCUUUAUAUCAACUUUCAGAGGAGGCUAGCAACUGUAUCAUAAUGCAUGAAGGUGGAGUGGUGAAGCUCCUACUGGUUAUGGUAGGCUCUACAGAUGACCCUUUGCAGGAGGCAGCAGCUGGUUGCAUAGCAAACAUACGCAGAUUGGCUCUAGCAACAGAAAAAGCAAAGUAUGGCUGAUGCUUUAGCAGCUUUUACCAACACACUUGUUUAGCAAUACAGCUACAUUUAAAUACAUGAUUAUUCCUUCCAGCAUCUGUAUUUCAUAGCAGAGCUCAUUUAUAUGAGGAUACUUUAAUAAAAACAAAUCUGUGGAAACUUA